AUGGCAGAUAGCAUCUGUUCUCUCGCUGUCCGGACUGCCUAUAUGCUGGGUCUUCAUCUGGAACCACCAACAACGUUGCCCUCAUGCGAGAGGGAACUACGGAGACGACUAUGGUGGUCUGUUUUUGAACUGGACACUAAAGUCGGCAUCAAAGUUGGCCGCCCAUUUCUUAUUCGUACUACACAUAUGAUGCCCCAGUUACCCCGAGACGACCUUGCGGCAGCCAUUGAGUCAGGAUCGACGUUUGCUCCUAUCGGAGACAACGCUACCUGGCUAAGCUUCAACUUACAACGGUUCACACUAUAUAAAAUUGCGCGAGAGCUCAACCUGUCCUUCUAUGGCCACGAGCUCAAAUUCAAAGAUGGAGACUCAUUUUACAACGACGAUAGCGCCAUGGACGAUCUUGCAGUCACUUGGGGUCCACAAACAACGGCCUUGACCGAGUGGACGAAGCAAGUUCCUAACCCUCUCCAGAACAAGCGCAAGAACGGCGUUGCGUUUUCUGGUGAUGGCUCGACACUCGACCUCGAACCAUAUGCACCACUCUGGCUGCAAAGACAACGGCUAUGUCUCGAACUAGAAUACAAUCAUCUAUGUAUCAGUCUUCACCGCCCUUUCAUAUCGUUUUCACUCAAUCAGGGAAGUAAUACAGUCGCCAUGGCUGUCAAGUGUGCGCACCACGCCAUAGAAUUAACCAACAUCGUUCAUCAGGUGCUAACCACAACGACUAUACUCCACGGCUGGCACGAGGCCUUUCAGUGGCAGUGGAGUGCAGCCAUGACGCUUGUGGGAUUCGUUAUGGCAAACACGCAAGAUCCUCUUGCACCAGCGGCCCGUAAAUCUAUACAGUUAGCUGUUUCUGUGCUCGACAUGUUUGCCUCAAGUUUUGACGCCGCGGUCAAGGCAGCUAUUAUUGUACGGACAUUGCACACAAACAUUGAAUCUGUCAUGACACAGUUCGAAGCCCAAACAGCCCACUUCGCAGGGACAACGAAUGUUAAUCCUUUGCUGGAUAGAUCUGUUUCGUUACAUGAGGGUGGUGAUGAUGGUGUUCCAAGUCAAUUCGAUGGCGUUGGAAAUGAUUUCGACCUUUUGGAGAUGACCAUGAACGUGGAUUUCUGGGCUGAACUGGAUAUGCUUUUACCUGGAGGUUCUGGAACUACCACAUCGCUAUAA
Fusarium pseudograminearum CS3096 is the source of this 1176-nucleotide messenger RNA. RefSeq lists its product as uncharacterized. Gene Ontology annotation, biological process: positive regulation of transcription from RNA polymerase II promoter by galactose; DNA-templated transcription. The record is from RefSeq and is a predicted model, not a curated record. The coding region runs from base 1 to 1176 and encodes 391 amino acids. Gene Ontology annotation, molecular function: DNA-binding transcription factor activity, RNA polymerase II-specific; RNA polymerase II cis-regulatory region sequence-specific DNA binding; zinc ion binding. NCBI's taxonomy places the organism in Eukaryota, Fungi, Ascomycota, Sordariomycetes, Hypocreales, Nectriaceae. The transcript has a single exon. Gene Ontology annotation, cellular component: nucleus.